ACGAAUUUACUGCAGUGGUAUUCCUCUUGGAUUUGGUUUACUUUUCACACCUGCAAACUUUGGAAUGUUACAGUCUACAGUUAACUAAGAUUGACGUUGGAGAAGACAAAGAUGGCCCCGUAGUUGAUUUUCUUAAUUUGCUGUUUUCGCUUUCACCUUGCAACAUUAUGGAGUUAAUUUUCAACGGACGAGUAAGAGCAACUGGAGGUUUAUUUGAAUUCCACCGAAAUAACGAAUUUUCUGCAGUGGUAUUCCUCUUGGAUUUGGUUUACUUUUCACACCUGCAACCUUUGGAAUGUUACAGUCUACAGUUAACUAAGAUUGACGUUGGAGAAGACAAAGAUGGCCCCGUAGUUGAUUUUCUUAAUUUGCUGUUUUCGCUUUCACCUUGCAACAUUAUGGAGUUAAUUUUCAACGGACGAGUAAGAGCAACUGGAGGUUUAUUUGAAUUCCACCGAAAUAACGAAUUUUCUGCAGUGGUAUUCCUCUUGGAUUUGGUUUACUUUUCACACCUGCAAACUUUGGAAUGUUACAGUCUACAGUUAACUAAGAUUGACGUUGGAGAAGACAAAGAUGGCCCCGUAGUUGAUUUUCUUAAUUUGCUGUUUUCGCUUUCACCUUGCAACAUUAUGGAGUAA
This is a messenger RNA of Agrilus planipennis (emerald ash borer), 638 nucleotides long. RefSeq lists its product as uncharacterized. The record is from RefSeq and is a predicted model, not a curated record. The coding region runs from base 168 to 638 and encodes 156 amino acids. The transcript has 5 exons. NCBI's taxonomy places the organism in Eukaryota, Metazoa, Arthropoda, Insecta, Coleoptera, Buprestidae.